This is a messenger RNA of Xenopus tropicalis (tropical clawed frog), 813 nucleotides long. RefSeq names its product HESX homeobox 1 (gene hesx1). Gene Ontology annotation, molecular function: DNA-binding transcription factor activity, RNA polymerase II-specific; DNA binding. Bases 14 to 574 code for a protein of 186 amino acids. The record is from RefSeq and is marked provisional. NCBI's taxonomy places the organism in Eukaryota, Metazoa, Chordata, Amphibia, Anura, Pipidae. Gene Ontology annotation, cellular component: nucleus. Gene Ontology annotation, biological process: regulation of transcription by RNA polymerase II; regulation of DNA-templated transcription; forebrain development. The transcript has 4 exons.
CUCCAGCGGAACCAUGUCUCCUGGUCUUCAGAAAGGAUCCCGUCUGAUGGAAAACAGAUCUCCGCCAUCUUCCUUUUCCAUCGAACAUAUCUUAGGAUUAGACAAGAAAACGGAGGUGGCAUCGUCGCCCAUUAUAAAGCACCACCGGCCGUGGAUACAGUGCAACAGUGAGGGAGUCGAUGGCACCUUUUGGCACAUCCCAGUGAUCAGCUGUGAUCUCCCCGUGCAAGUUCACGCCUUGCGCCGAUCAAUGGGAGAAGAGACCCAGGUCAGGUUGGAGAAGUGUUGUGGGGAAGAGGACAGACUGACCUAUAAGAGAGAACUGAGCUGGUACCGGGGGAGAAGACCCAGAACAGCUUUCACUAGAAGCCAGAUUGAAAUACUGGAGAAUGUGUUCCGAGUGAAUUCCUAUCCGGGCAUCGACAUCAGGGAAGAGCUGGCCGGCAAAUUAGCUCUGGAUGAGGAUCGGAUCCAGAUCUGGUUUCAAAAUCGCCGGGCAAAACUCAAAAGGUCUCACCGGGAAUCCCAGUUCCUGAUGGUUAAAGACUCGCUGUCAUCCAAGAUACAAGAAUGAGGGUCUGAGUGUCCCUUUGCCCGGCUGGGAUAUUGUUAUAUAGCAGUACUGAGUAUGGGCAGAGGGGCCCGGGCACGGCACUACAUGGACCUUGGACCUUUCCCUGUAUAUUUUAUUCUGCGUAUUUGUCUAGAAGUCCGAGAUAUGUAAAUAUUCUGUAACAUAACUCUGAAACAAUAAUGCACUUUCUGUAAAUAGCCUGUUUUUAUGAAUUAUAAUAAAUAUUUUUAAGAACUUGA